AUGCCCGAGGCCAAAGAAGCUUUCCUCGUGCGUGAGACUAAUCUCAAGUCUGAGCUGGCCGAGUGCAAGGCUGCCGCCGCUACCUCAAGCUCAGGAUCUUCACAUUCGAGCUGCGCUCAGUGCAGUAUCUUGGGAAAGAAUGAUCCUGGCCAUUUCUCUCGACGCCUCAAGGCCGAUUUGGCCGCUUGCAAGGCCGGAUGGGCUGCUGUUGGAGACGGGACAACGUGCCGUUCCUACGCCCAUGAUGGUGGAAGCCCUGGUACUAGCCUUCUCUACUACAAGCACAUUAGAGAGUUGGAACCUGCUGGUAACUUUAAGGUUGAAGGCGCUUGGCGCUCAUGGGAUAGGGGGUGUUAA
This is a messenger RNA of Fusarium proliferatum ET1, 357 nucleotides long. RefSeq lists its product as uncharacterized. Lineage: Eukaryota; Fungi; Ascomycota; Sordariomycetes; Hypocreales; Nectriaceae. The transcript has 2 exons. Bases 1 to 357 code for a protein of 118 amino acids. The record is from RefSeq and is a predicted model, not a curated record.